GCGCGGCGCGGAGGCGGGCGCAUGGAGCGCGUGGAGCGCGUGGAGCGCGGCGGGCGGCGGCGCAGCGAGGCGGAGGAGGCGGAGAAGGGCCGCAUGAAGAGAACGAUCAUUAAAGAUUGGAAGACGAGACUGAGCUACUUCCUGCAGAACUCUUCCAAUGCCACUAAAAUGAAAUCCAAGCAAGUGGGGAAACACCGCACCUACUUCAGACCUUCCCCUGAAGAAGCCCAGCUGUGGUCAGAAGCCUUUGAUGAACUUCUUGCUAAUAAAUAUGGUCUUGCUGCUUUCCGAGCUUUUCUGAAGUCUGAGUUCUGCGAAGAGAACAUCGAGUUCUGGUUGGCCUGUGAGGACUUCAAGAAAACCAAGUCACCCCAGAAGCUGACAUCGAAAGCAAAAAAAAUCUACAAUGACUUCAUUGAGAAGGAAGCUCCCAAAGAGAUAAACAUAGACUUCCAAACCAAGAACAUGAUUGCACAGAAUAUUCAAGAAGCCACACAUACCUGCUUCAGUGCAGCACAGAAGAGAGUUUACAGCUUAAUGGAGAAUAACUCAUACCCACGGUUUUUGGAAUCUGAAUUCUAUCAGGAGCUGUGCAAGAAGACACCGAUCACCAGAGCAGCCCAGGGGACAUGAGCAAUGCAGAAGAGCAAGACGAAGGCUCUUGGCUAGUGAGGAAGCAAGCUGCAGCCCAUGGCAGCAUCCUGACCUGAAAGACUGAGAUAGAGAGCGCUCAGUCUGUUUGCCACAGUGCAAGGACAAUUACUGACUUUGGUGUGAAGCUGAGGGCAAAGAGGGAUGCUGCUGGAGGGCAUAUCGGAGGUGAUGGCAGAAACGUGCCAGGCAGCUGCUGGCGCUGUGCUUCUGGGUGCUGCAGUGAAAGGUGACCCUGUGCCUGAGACCAAACCACACAGUAUACGAGUCCUCCUGUCACGGCUGCGGUGGCGAUGCAGCAGGUCAGAACAGAGCUUGCUUCUUAUAAACAGAAGCUGCUCUGUACAGCUGCACAGUGCUGGGAACUUGAAUAAUUGGUUGUGUAUUUAUUUUUCCUAAACAUCAGCCAGUGUUGCUGUCAUCAGUCACUCUGUUCACAGUGGGUCUGUAAACUGCCUCUAGCUGCAAAGAGGUGUGUUAGGUUUCUGUGCAACCUCCAAGGAGGGAGGGAUGGAGCUCUGCUCCCAGAAGAGCAGGUUCUGCAGCUAAAGCAGGCGGAGCUGGGCUGUGACAGCAGGGCUGCACCAGGCCAGACCAAGGGCAGAACUUGGCCAAGGCGAACAGAAGUUUAUAGUAUUAUAUUUAUAUGUGGAUUAUGAUGGUGUUGAAUGUCGCUAUAAUGUCAUAAUUCUGUCUUGAGGACAGCAAGCUUCAGUGAAGUCUCUUAUUGUUUUUAAUAAACUGUUUUGAUACAAA
Molecule: messenger RNA, 1407 nt
Organism: Tyto alba (common barn owl)
Lineage: Eukaryota; Metazoa; Chordata; Aves; Strigiformes; Tytonidae
Gene: RGS2
Product: regulator of G protein signaling 2
Exons: 5
Coding region: 22-633 (203 amino acids)
Source: RefSeq, a predicted model, not a curated record